GCCGCCGGGAGGCGGAGAGGAAGCGGGACGCGAGAGCGGAGAGCCCCGGUAGCGCGGUCGUACCUCCCCGCUCCGCUGGGGAGGCGGACAGGGGAUGUCGCCGGAUGCAGCGUGGCACGUUUCUGCCACCUCUGCUGGGGUGGCAAGCAAGCGUUUCCUCCUUGUUUUCGUAUUUUCAUAUAAAUCUCUCAGAAGAUAAUCUGCAGAGCUUUAAAUCUGUAAAGGCUGGUUAAGUGUUUUUAAACACUGAGGGCUUUUAAACCCUUUCUGCCCUGCAUCCUGGAAUGGACACCAGCGGGGUUGGGUAGCUCGGUUUUCCCGCCCUGAGUUUCCAGGUGUGCCCCAGCGUCCUGUGGCCUGGCUCACGUGUGCAAACACAGGGUUGGACUGAGGCAGCGGCUGCUGGUUUGAGAGCAUCUGUUGCCUUCAGGGGCGCUAUGGCUACCUUAGAGCAUUCAGCAGCUCUUCUGGCAGUAACAAAAUGUCUCUCUCCCCAAACUCGUGCUUGGAGUGAAGUUCAGACUCUGCGAACCGGCAAAUAAACCAAAGCUGGUAUCUGUAUGGCAGAGUUGUCUGUCAUACAGAUGGAACCGAUGAGUAUUCACCACUGCCUGCUUGCAUGUGGUUCCCUUUGUUGCAAGGAAUAAAUGAUAACAUAUCAGUUCACUUUUCAGUUGUUUUAUAGAAAGUAAUAAAGUAGGUACUACAGAAUACAGACAUACUACUGCACAUGUGGUGAAUGCUGUAUAGAAGGUUUGUGGGUUUGGUUGGUUGGUUUGUUUUUAUGGAUUUUUUAGCUCUUAGUUUUUUAAAAUAUCAAGAAUCGUAAACAUUUAGUAUUUCCUGCUACAGGAAUGUUGGAAACAGUAAAAGUAAUGAGCUCUGACCUUUACCAAUAUUUUUCUCAUACAGCUGUAUGGUGUGACCAGUCCUGGGGGCCGCUUAGGGUGUGCAGUUCCCUACCUGUAUAAAUGGCACUUGCUGUCAGUCUUCAGCAUGGCCAAAAUCCAAGUGAGAGAUUUGAGGCCUAAUCCCACAAACCCUUCCUUGCACGAGGCGUCUCGUUUGCUUUGGGUAAACAAACCAAAGUCAAACUUGUUUACAGGAACCUGGACCAGCAAGUGGAGUUAAUGAGUUUUUUUGUGCAAAUAACAUUUGGUGCCAUAGAACAAACUGCCCUUGUUUCAAACGGGAGUAGUGCUGGGUCCUAACCCAGGGCCAGGAGGGUUCAUGUUCAGCUAAUCCUGGCUGCCUGAAGUUUAUUUUUAGUUCAGAAUUAGCUGAGGUUCAAUGUGAGCAGCGUUAGGGAGCAUAGACCAGUUCACAGUGCCUCUUUCAGGGAGCAGCUUCAAAUGAUAUGGGAAAGAAACAAGUGUGCCCGCCUCGUGCCCUUCCUCCAGUGCCAAGUGGAAGCCAAGAUGAAAUUCCACUCAGUCGUCCCAAAAAAAGAAAACCCAAAGGAAAGACUCCAUUAGAUGGCAUCGUCCACGCCGCGGUGCGGCGGCAGUCUGAGAGCAGCGAGCCCCUCACUCCCGAACACCAGGAUGUCCCUCCGCAGAGGAAACGCAAGAAGAAGAAAGCACCUGCUGAUUCUGAGACCUCUUUUACCCAGCAAAAUGUUGCAUCCCUGUUUCAGAAUGGAAAUGGCAUGGAUGUCCCUGAAGCUGAAGAAACAGUGGUCCGCAAACAGAGAAAAAGAACUAAGAAACCUCGGCCGGCCGAAAUGCAGAGUCCCAAUGAGCUGGAAGUGGAGGAGGAAGACAUCAUUGAAGAUGAGCACAGAAAGAGCCCAGAUCAGCAGCCCGUGUUUGCUGCUCCCACUGGAAUUAGCCAGCCUGUUAGCAAAGUGUUUGUUGAGAAAAAUCGGCGUUUUCAGGCAGCUGACCGUGCAGAAUUGAUUAAAACCACUGAAAAUAUUAAUGUACUUCUGGAUGUCAAGGCUUCAUGGACUACUAGAGAUGUUGCCCUCUCAGUGCACCGAAGUUUCAGGGUGAUGGGACUCUUUACCCAUGGCUUCCUUGCUGGGUAUGCUGUAUGGAACAUCGUUGUUAUCUACAUUUUGGCAGGACAUGAGCUUUCCACAGUUUCUAACCUGCUUGAACAGUAUAAGCCAAUAGCAUACCCAGCUCAAAGUUUGUUCUAUUUGUUGCUGUCUAUCAGUACAGUCUCAGCCUUUGACAGGACUGAUUUGGCAAAAGCCUCAGUUGCAGUGAGGGGCUUUCUUACCCUAGACCCAGCAGCAGUAGCCUCUUUCUUGUACUUUGCUGCUCUUAUCUUGUCCUUAAGCCAGCAGAUGACAUGUGACAGAAUCAACCUCUACACACCACCUUCGGAAAAUGGCAGUAUCUGGACUGCAGGUACAGAGGAAGAAAUUGUUCAUUCAUGGGUUGUGGUGAAUCUGGUAGUGUCUGUUCUAGUUGGGACAAGUUGGAUCUUCUUGUCUUACCGACCAGAGCUAGACCACAGUGAAGAAUUGAUGUUUCAUGCUGAAAUUGAGGAAUUUCCCCAGGGAGAUGUCAUACCCAGAGUCCAGCCAUAAGUGUGGAACAAGAACCUGCAACUAUUGUAGCUGGGACUGAUGGCACAACAUGUUGUGUAUUAUAGCUAUGUAUUAUAAUUUUCAUAAAGAAAAAAAUGUAUUUUUAUAUUGUAUAUAUUUAAUGUUGAUCUUUUUAUGUAUGUUACAGUUUCCAAACGUGAUUGAAAACUUUUAUACUUUUGCUUUUUAUUUUACAAAGCAGAUUAUUCCUAGUGCAAAAAGUCAAGGUUUAUUUUGUAAAUAUUGCUACCUACAUAGCCAAAGACACUAGAGGGUUGCAGAAGAUCAGGUGUUCAGAGCUUUUUUGAUGGUUGUAACACUCUUCAACAACCUGCUUUUAUUACUUAUGCUGACAGCAGUUAGCUUAUCUGACUUGGUUAAAUGUCCUCUAGAGAUUAAAACAAGUCAUAAGACAAAAGUAGUCUAAGGAAGAGAAGAUGAUAACAAAAGAAGAGUUAGGAAACAUAAAA
This is a messenger RNA of Chiroxiphia lanceolata (lance-tailed manakin), 3009 nucleotides long. RefSeq names its product transmembrane protein 237 (gene TMEM237). NCBI's taxonomy places the organism in Eukaryota, Metazoa, Chordata, Aves, Passeriformes, Pipridae. The transcript has 13 exons. The record is from RefSeq and is a predicted model, not a curated record. Gene Ontology annotation, cellular component: ciliary transition zone. Gene Ontology annotation, biological process: cilium assembly. Bases 1358 to 2539 code for a protein of 393 amino acids.